This is a messenger RNA of Daldinia decipiens, 797 nucleotides long. RefSeq names its product double-stranded DNA-binding domain-containing protein. Bases 247 to 648 code for a protein of 133 amino acids. Gene Ontology annotation, molecular function: DNA binding. Lineage: Eukaryota; Fungi; Ascomycota; Sordariomycetes; Xylariales; Hypoxylaceae. Gene Ontology annotation, cellular component: nucleus; cytosol. The record is from RefSeq and is a predicted model, not a curated record. The transcript has 3 exons.
GAAGGCGCUAAAUACUAAACCUAUCACUAACGCAAUACGCGGGGUCAUCCUUUUAUGAACUUAACCAUAACACCUUAAACCACCCCACUAGAAUUCCUAGAAUCCCAGCUGCCGCCUAUGUAACUAACCUAGGUUAGGUACCUCCUAAUAUUGACUUAUACAAACCCCACUAUCAUUUAUUAUUAUACAUACCGAUUUCUUGCCCAACGCAAAUCCCACCUUACAUAAAUAACACAACGAACGAACAUGGCCGACGCAGAAUUAGAACAGAUCCGCAAGGCGCGCCUCGAGCAGCUCAAAGCGCAGGCCAGCGGGACAGGCAGCGCGGGGCCCAGCCAAGGAAACCAAGCAGAGCAGCAGAAGCAACAAGAAGCCGAAGCCCGCCAGUCCAUCCUCAACCAAAUCCUACACCCGGAAGCCGCCGACCGUCUCGGCCGCAUCCGGCUCGUCAAGGAGGAGCGCGCCGCCGACGUCGAGAACCGCCUCAUCAUGCUCGCGCGCACCGGCCAGCUGCGCCAGAAGGUCACCGAGGCCCAGCUCAAGGAACUGCUGAACGCGGUCGCCGACACCAAGGAGGAGGAGAAGAUCGUGGUGAACAGGCGCAAGAACUGGGACGACGAGGACGACGACGAUCUGCUGGACCUGUGAUGCCGCAGGCAUGUUUUUUAUGUCUGCUGUCGCUUCUCGACGCGGACUGGAUCGGAUCGGACUGGAUUGGAUGGGUCGCGGCGAGGCGUCGGUCGAUGACGUCGGCGGAGAAAAGAGAGAGGCAAAAGAAGACAGCGCACGAUGCGACG